CUACAGUUUACUUUCUUGUAAUUUAUUUCUUGACUUUCUUGUAACAAUACAAAAUGCUUGAUGAAGUCAAACGGAUAAUCUUAGUGCUUUCAGGAAAAGGUGGAGUAGGUAAAUCUACAGUAAGCACUCAGUUGGCAUUGACUCUAAAAGAAAGUGGUUUUAAGGUUGGUCUACUAGACAUAGACUUGUGUGGACCAAGUGUCCCUCACAUCUUGAACCUAGAGGACCAGAACGUGCACCAAGGCCCUGAUGGCUGGGUGCCCGUCUACAUGGACAGUGAGCAGAGACUGGGAGUCAUGUCCAUAGGAUUCCUGCUCAAGUCCCGGAAUGAUGCUGUGGUGUGGAGAGGGCCUAAGAAGACAUCCAUGAUCAAGCAGUUCCUGGAAGAUGUAAGCUGGCAAGAGCUGGACUACCUCAUUAUUGAUACUCCACCUGGCACAUCAGAUGAACACAUAACAGUGAUGGAGAACUUGCGGAAUGUGCCUCAAUGUUCGGCAAUAAUAGUGACUACCCCCCAGCAAGUGGCCAUUGAAGAUGUCCGCAAAGAGAUCACAUUCUGUCGCAAAACUGGCAUCCCUAUAUUUGGGAUUAUUGAGAACAUGAGCGGAUAUGAAUGCCCCAACUGCAGUGAAUGCACCAACAUAUUCUCCAGUGGGGGCGGCGAGUCAUUGGCUGAAAUAUCAAAGAUCACCUUCUUGGGUAAGGUGCCCAUAGACCCGAGAGUGGGCAUGCUGGCCGGCAAGGGCCAGGCUGCUGUCACGGAGCUCCCAGAUUCAACUACUAGCAAGGUGUUCAUAGAACUCGUGAAAAUGCUCUCAGACAGCGCAGUUUCAAGCUCAUAGUAUAAUAUUGAUUCAGUUAUACAAUCAUGUUACAUAGAGUUAAGUGAAAAUUGUAUAUUUUGUAUAUAAAAUAAAUUUGUUAUCAUUCCAAAAUGGUCAUUGUGUAGGUUUUGAUAAAUAAAACUCAAUGUUGUUUCACAUGAA
Molecule: messenger RNA, 986 nt
Organism: Plutella xylostella (diamondback moth)
Lineage: Eukaryota; Metazoa; Arthropoda; Insecta; Lepidoptera; Plutellidae
Gene: Nubp2
Product: NUBP iron-sulfur cluster assembly factor 2
Biological process (GO): iron-sulfur cluster assembly
Cellular component (GO): cytosol
Molecular function (GO): ATP binding; 4 iron, 4 sulfur cluster binding; ATP-dependent FeS chaperone activity
Source: RefSeq, a predicted model, not a curated record